This is a messenger RNA of Belonocnema kinseyi, 2502 nucleotides long. RefSeq lists its product as uncharacterized. The transcript is spliced from 2 exons. Bases 96 to 419 code for a protein of 107 amino acids. The record is from RefSeq and is a predicted model, not a curated record. Lineage: Eukaryota; Metazoa; Arthropoda; Insecta; Hymenoptera; Cynipidae.
AAUGGUAUAUGUUUUGAAACAUCUUGUAGAUCUUUCAGUAGUUAUACAGUUAUCACAAUAUUAUUCCGAAAAUCAGUUUCCUCUAGCUAGAAACAAUGAAGGUGCUUUAUACUGUGUUCAUCGCUUUAGCGUUUUUCUUUGAUUCUAUUGUUUGCGCUCCUAACUGGUCUGCUGUUACUAUGAAGGAGGCAAAACAAGACGACAUCAAGAAUUUCCUAACUUCAGCCAGUGUCCAUAAUAAAGCUAAACUUCCCAUGACUCUUUUAUUGGUGGAAAAUACCAUAUUUGGAUAUAUGGACAAAAACCGCGUAGCUCAGUCAUUAUAUAUAUACAACGCUAAAAGUAUGUCAUACGCAACUGUUGGAGGUACUAUAGGAGUCGAAUAUUUAGGAGAGGAAGUGCCAUCUUGGUUGCACUAAAAUUAUUCGAAGCUCGUGUUGCUGACUUUUUUAAUACGAAGCAAAGACGGACAUCAUGGACAACCUCAAUAAUGAAACGGAAAUGGCAGCCAAGGGGAAGCUUUGCAUGGAAAAUUAAAAUAAUUAAAAUUAUGUAAAAAGUUUCAUUUCUUGUGUUUUUCAACACUAUUUAAAUGAAUAAAAGCAUAGAAUCUCACUGAUUUUUAGUGACAUCCCAAUGAUUGUAACAGCUAGAAAUGUUUCACUGGCAGUCAGUGAGAUUUCCUGGUACACUUAGUGGAAUGGAUUCACUGGUUCAAUCAGUUAAGUUUAUUGGGAACUCGGUGUCAGUAGUCAGUUGUACGCGUUGUCGACUUUCAGCUGGUCUUUCAGAAACAAUAAACUCACAAAAAUAAAUGAAGGGCGGGCUGCAAUAUAAUCGGAUAUAAUAUAUUUCGCCUACAUUGAGAAAAAAAUACUUCUAAAUCAAUGAAAUAUUAUUUUGAAGCAUCAAACGGUACUUUCGCGUCGGGUCAAUUGCUACACCUAUAAGAAACAACUCCUCCCUUUUCUUAUAUUUUUAUUGACAUUAAAUUCUUAACUAUGUAAAUAUCAUGCAGUCUUGAUAAAAAUUAAAAAAAAAAUUAAAUAUAUUUAACAUUUGCAGAGAUAAACAAUCUUUUUUUUUGAGAGAGAGAGAGUUAAAUAGUAAAUUAAUAAAUGUCAAUUCAUUUUUCGGUAUCAAUAAUUUGCAUUAGAAUUGUUUCUAAAUUAAUAAUUGCGAAAAGGAAUUACUGAUUGAAAAUAGACAAUGCUAGAAAAUUGAAAAAAAAUAUGUUUCAAAUUUCUAUUUUGCAUCAUUUCAAGCUAGAUAGUAUAAUACACUAUUUAUUUUAAUAAUUUCUAGCUUACAUUUAGACGUCAAUAUUUACUCCGACUAUUUAUUCAAUAAUUACUUGAAUAAAAUGAAUAAUAUAUUUUCUAAUUAAUCCUUACAUAAUUAUUCAUAUUUUUUAUUCUCGCGUAGUAAUUCAUAUUACUGGCAAAUAUGACGACUGAAAUUCCUGGAAUAUUUUUGGUUCGGGUAUUUCAUGAUUCGGCAAUUUCCUUUCGGAAAUUUUCUUCUUCGGGAAUUUUAAAAUACAGCCUUAUUAUGAACUGUCAGGAAUUUUUUGAUUCAGGAUUUUUGUAUUCCAGGAAUUUUAUAAUUUUGGGAGUUUCAUUUUUCGGGAUUUUUCGGUCGUCUUCUGCCAAAUGGCCAAGUGCAAACUUGAAAACAAAUUUUAAUACACCUAUCAGAUAGGCUAGAAACGUGUUUUAGUGUUUUUUGUACAGUUUUCCAACUUAAUUUGAUCGUGUUCCAAAUUUCUUGAAAGAUUUAAAAAUAUAUCAAUUGAACCCAUUAAUCUACACUCAUGAAUCAUAGAAAAUUUUUUAAGAUUGAAGAGGCCUAAUACAUUUAGUUCAAUUUUGAUAUGCCUUUCAAACAGUUAUGUAAUUUUUUAAAACAUAUAAAUUUAUGUUUUACACAAAGAGAUUUUUCUUCAUAUUAAACAUUUUCACCUGAGAAAGAAAUACACAUCUUAAUCUGAUGAUAGAAUAUACAUAUGAUUUAGAGUUAAUUCUUCUACACUUAUAUCACAGAUGCCGUUGAUUAUAUAUAAUAGUGUAUUUUUUUGACCGUAUACGAAAGCGCCAUUUAUUGCAUCUACAAUAGAUACUAUCAAAUCGAAGGUAUCUUUGUUUCGCGGAAAUUAUUUUCUCUAUAAAUUAAAAAGAUGCUUUCUUAAUUCAAAAGUAUGUUUACCACUUUAAACGAAAAAUUUUCUUGAAAUAAUAAAAAAUUAAUUCUUUCUGUAAUUUAAGAUUGCGGAAAUAAUGCAGCAGCGCUAUAUCACUAGUAUGAUCAGUAGUUGAAUCUAUCAUUUGGCGUCACUGGUAUAUUUUAGUUGUUCUACUGACACUUCCUCCCACUCACUGAUUUAAACAGUAACGAUUUCACUGGUUUAGUUUAUAUUUUAAUCCGACUUUAGAUGAAGAAUGAUAUUUUAAUUAUAAUGAUGAAAAUACAUAACUCAAUAAAAUUGUCCGAACAUAUGAAAAA